Messenger RNA from Brassica rapa (field mustard), 1791 nucleotides. RefSeq names its product UPF0481 protein At3g47200. NCBI's taxonomy places the organism in Eukaryota, Viridiplantae, Streptophyta, Magnoliopsida, Brassicales, Brassicaceae. The record is from RefSeq and is a predicted model, not a curated record.
AUGGUGGCUGUCUUCUACAAAGACAUGUUGAGCUGGUACUUGCUCACCCUCAAGAUCCGAGAAAAACUCGAAGCCGAGAACCAAGGACAAGGAUCCGAACCGAUUAAUCCAGACCAAAACCUCCCCUCGUUACCUGAAGUCACAAGAUCCGAUCAAGAUCAAGAAGAAAGCAAUCAUAACCACGACCAAACUCUGUCCGAAGCCAGUAAGAUCGAGGUAACCAAAGGGAGUCCAAAAGAGCCACGAGAUGAUUGGGUGAUCUCAAUCACAGACAAACUAGAGCAAGCACAUAGAGACGACGACACGACGAUCUGGGGCAAACUCUGUAUCUACAGAGUUCCAUACUACUUGCAAGAAAACGACAACAAAUCGUAUUUCCCUCAGACCGUCUCGCUUGGUCCGUACCACCAUGGCAAAAAACGGCUCCGGCCAAUGGACCGUCACAAAUGGCGUGCCGUCAACAAAAUCUUGAAACGUACGAACCAGAACAUUAAAAUGUAUAUUGACGCCAUGAGAGAGCUUGAAGAGAAGGCUCGAGCUUGCUAUGAAGGUCCUUUUGGUCUGAGCAGUAAUGAGUUUAUUGAAAUGCUUGUUCUUGAUGGUUGUUUUGUGCUUGAACUCUUCAGAGGAGCCGUUGAAGGAUUCACAGAACUCGGAUAUGCACGUAAUGAUCCGGUUUUUGCAAUGAGAGGAUCGAUGCAUUCAAUUCAACGUGAUAUGAUAAUGCUGGAAAAUCAACUUCCCUUGUUUGUACUAAACCGGUUAUUAGAGCUACAACUUGGCACACGCAACCAAACCGGCUUAGUGGCGCAAUUAGCAGUACGGUUCUUUGAUCCACUAAUGCCAACAGACGAGCCAAUGACCAAAACCGACCAGUCAAAACUCGAGAACUAUCUGGCAAGAGAUAAAGCCUUUGACCCAUUCGCCGACAUGGGCGAGUUGCACUGUCUUGAUGUUUUCCGUCGAAGUCUGCUCCGGUCUAGUCCUAAACCGGAGCCAAGGUUAUCAAGAAAGAGAUGGUCUUCUCGGAAUACGCGCGUGGCGGACAAGCGCAGACAACAGCUGAUACAUUGCGUAACGGAACUGAGAGAGGCCGGUAUUAAGUUUAGGAGAAGGAAAACCGACCGGUUUUGGGAUAUUCAAUUCAAUAACGGUUAUCUAGAGAUACCAAGGCUACUUAUUCAUGACGGUACCAAAUCUCUUUUCUUGAACCUUAUAGCUUUUGAACAGUGCCACAUUGACUCGAGGAAUGACAUAACAUCCUACAUAAUCUUCAUGGACAAUCUAAUAGAUUCUCAUGAAGAUGUUAGCUACUUACACUACUGCGGUAUUAUUGAACAUUGGCUAGGGAGCGAUUCUGAAGUUGCAAAUUUGUUCAACCGGCUAUGUGAAGAAGUUGUUUUUGAUACCGAAGAUAGUUAUCUAUCUCGUUUAUCUGUUGAGGUUAACCGUUAUUACAAUCAAAAGUGGAAUGCUUGGAGGGCUACCUUGAGACACAAGUACUUCAACAAUCCAUGGGCAAUUGUCUCGUUCUGCGCUGCAGUUAUUCUACUCGUCCUCACAUUAUCUCAAAGUUUUUAUGCUGCUUAUGCUUAUUAUAAGCCACCUUCCUAACUUUCAUUAUUUAUAUAGCUUUCUUUAAAAAGGCAUUUUUGUGUUUAUUUCUUUUAAGUUUUUUAAGCUUAAAAAUAAGAAUGUUGAUAUCGUAACAUUCCGGGUUUUGAAAAGCUAUGGUAUUAUUUUUUUGUAUUGAUAUUUAAAAUUCAUAAAAUAUUUAUUGGUGUGUGAUUA